CCUUUGUAUAAGCGACCACCCUUACACCUUCAGUUGAUGGCCAGGCAUCAACGCGACUCCUUGCAAUUGUGCUUGAUGCCUUGAAGCAGCCAACCGAGUCCAGCGACCAUGCGCCUCCUCGACCUCCCUCCAAUCCUCUCCGCCCUCGUCCUCUCCGUCCCCUGCGCAUCCGCCUUCUACCUCCCCGGCAUCUCGCCCACAACCUACAAACAAAAUGACCUCGUGCACCUCGACGUCGACCGCCUCACCCCCGGCCUCUCCGAAAAACACACUCAGCUUUCCUCCGCCUUCUCCUGGCCCUACUACUCCCCCGAGUUCCACUUCUGCCAACCCGAAGGCGGCCCUCGAUAUGUCUCCGAGUCGCUGGGCAGCAUCCUGUUCGGCGACCGCAUCAUGAACUCCGCCUUCCACCUGCGCAUGCUCAAGAAUGAAACCUGCUCGGCGGUAUGCGAUGGGGUCAAGUUCCCAAAAGACACAGACGAUGCCGAGUAUACGAAUGAACGCAUUCGGCAGGACUACACCAUCAACUGGCUGAUUGACGGGCUGCCCGUGGCGCAGGUAUAUCGGGACGUCGAUACGCAGACGCUCUACGACAUCCCUGGUUUCGCGCUGGGCGCCAUGAACAAUGACAAUCCGCGUCUACACAACCAUGUCAAUCUGCUGAUUGAGUAUCACGAAGUCGGGCCAAAUCAAUAUCGCGUGGUGGGCGUCAAUGCGCAUCCUGAGUCUCUGGGCCGCUCGAGGCGCACCGGCACCGGCAGCGACUUUACCGCAGACUGCGGAGAUCCCGAUGUACCUCAGACAUUGAGUGAGACGGAGGAUACGUACGUGACGUGGACCUACUCGGUGCAGUGGCGCCCAUCGUCCACGGUGUUUGCGACGAGAUGGGACAAGUAUCUGCACGUCUACGACGCAAAGAUUCAUUGGCUGGCGCUCGUGAGCAGCGCUGUCAUGUUCACAUUCCUCGUCGGUGCCGUGACCACCAUUCUCGGUCGCACUCUCCGUAAGGAUAUCGCCCGGUACAACCGGCUCGAUCAGCUCGGCCUCGAGGAUUUCAACGGCACUAGCCUCGAGGAAGACGGCGUGGUCGAGGACAGCGGGUGGAAGCUUGUGCACGGCGACGUAUUUCGUCCGCCUCGCAACUCCCUCGCCCUCUCCAUCUUGGUGGGCAAUGGUGCUCAGCUAUUCAUGAUGACAGGCUUCACCAUCGCUUUCGCCGCGGUCGGCUUCCUCUCCCCCAGCAACCGCGGCAGCCUCGCAACCGUCAUGAUCCUCCUCUACACGCUCUUCGGCUUCAUCGGCGGCUACAUGAGCGCGCGCGUGUACCAGUACUUCGGCGGCACAAAGUGGAAGCAGCUCUUCAUCUUCACGCCCGCCGCCGUCCCCAUCGCCGUCUUCGGCACCUUCUUCCUCCUCAACUUCUUCGUCUGGAUCCGCGGCUCCUCCGGCGCCGUCCCCUUCACCACCAUGCUCGUCAUCGUCGGCAUCUGGUUCCUCAUCUCCGCCCCGCUCAGCAUCGCCGGCUCCUGGAUCGGCUUCAAGCAGUCCAUCAAACCCCCACCCGUCCGCACCAACCAAAUCCCCCGCCAGAUCCCGCCCGCCACCGGCUACCUCCGCCUCAUCCCCAGCGUCUUCGCCGUCGGCAUCCUCCCCUUCGGCGCCAUCUUCAUCGAGCUCUUCUUCAUCCUCCGCAGCCUAUGGAGCAACAGGAUCUACUACAUGUUCGGCUUCCUCUUCCUCUCUUUCGGGCUGCUGAUCGUCACCAGCGCCGCCGUGACCAUCAUGAUGAUCUACUUCCUCCUUUGCGCCGAAAACUACCACUGGCAGUGGCGCGCGUUUAUCAGCAGCGGCGCGAGUGCUGUGUACGUGUUUGCGUACAGCUUGGUCUACUGGGCGAAGAUGCUGAGUUUCAGCUCGCUGACGGGUGGGUUGCUGUAUUUGGGUUACUCGGCGCUCAUUAGCUUCUUGUGGUUUGUCAUGACUGGCACGAUUGGAUUCGUGGCGUCGUGGGUGUUUGUGCAUCGCAUCUAUGGCUCGCUCAAGGUCGAUUGA
Messenger RNA from Neohortaea acidophila, 2052 nucleotides. RefSeq lists its product as uncharacterized. Gene Ontology annotation, biological process: vacuolar transport; protein localization to membrane. The transcript is spliced from 2 exons. The coding region runs from base 109 to 2052 and encodes 647 amino acids. Gene Ontology annotation, cellular component: endosome; fungal-type vacuole membrane. The record is from RefSeq and is a predicted model, not a curated record. Lineage: Eukaryota; Fungi; Ascomycota; Dothideomycetes; Mycosphaerellales; Teratosphaeriaceae.